AUGGCGCGAAACUCGACGCUCGGCGCUCUCAACCCGUACUUUGUCUGCCGCGUGAUGGUCGUCGUCAUGCUUCUUGCGUCCUCCUCUAUUGCCUACCGUGUGAUACCGGACGGUUUGCCUGUAGUAGGGAGUCGUCGCGCGCGCCAGGUGGCUGGGGCCGCAGUAAAGCCGAGUCAGGCACGCAUCAAGCUCCAACCCUCGCAAUUGCAAGCGCUGCUGGACCUGGACAGAGCAUGGGGUCUGUGGAAGCACAACCUAUCAAGUGUGAUGUGCGAUGAGUGGGCGACAGAGGAUGCAUAUGCGGGCUGUAAUCAAGAUGGGAUGGUUACUUCCCUUUACCUCUCGGGCGUGGGUCUCAAUGGAAGUCUCCCUUGCACCAUCAGUCGCCUCACUGCACUCCAAUCCCUUGCCAUUGGUAUACCUGUGAUGGAUGCUGCGAUGAUUGGUGCACCUUACGAGGUAGAAACACGCAUUCUCUUGGUUCAGUCAUCCAUGAGACCCCCCGUGAUGCAAGGCUCCAUGGACAACCUUUCGUGUCUCGCUCCACUCACUCGCCUUCAGCACCUGUACGCCUCGCUUCAUCCCUGCCCGCUGUCGCCUCCGCUAUCACUCAUCCCUGCCCGCCGUCGCCUCCGCUAUCACUCAUCCCUGCCCGCCUCCCCUCUUGCUCUAUCGGUGCUUUUUCCUCUUCACGGUGUCAAGAAGAGCUUCAAAGGCAUGGACGACGAGAAGGAAAAAGAGGUUGGACACUUUGUGAGCCGCCCAACCCGUCAAGAGCACCCCCGUCAAGAGCACACCGUCAAGAGCACACCGUCAAGAGCACACCGUCAAGAGCACACCGUCAAGAGCACACCGUCAAGAGCACACCGUCAAGAGCACACCGUCAAGAGCACACCGUCAAGAGCACACCGUCAAGAGCACACCGUCAAGAGCACACCGUCAAGAGCACACCGUCAAGAGCACACCGUCAAGAGCACACCGUCAAGAGCACACCGUCAAGAGCACACCGUCAAGAGCACACCGUCAAGAGCACACCGUCAAGAGCACACCGUCAAGAGCACACCGUCAAGAGCACACCGUCAAGAGCACACCGUCAAGAGCACACCGUCAAGAGCACCCCGUCAAGAGCACCCCGUCAAGAGCACCCCGUCAAGAGCACCCCGUCAAGAGCACCCCGUCAAGAGCACACCGUCAAGAGCACACCGUCAAGAGCACACCGUCAAGAGCACACCGUCAAGAGCACACCGUCAAGAGCACACCGUCAAGAGCACACCGUCAAGAGCACACCGUCAAGAGCACACCGUCAAGAGCACACCGUCAAGAGCACACCGUCAAGAGCACACCGUCAAGAGCACACCGUCAAGAGCACCCCGUCAAGAGCACCCCGUCAAGAGCACCCCGUCAAGAGCACCCCGUCAAGAGCACCCCGUCAAGAGCACACCGUCAAGAGCACACUGUCAAGAGCACACCGUCAAGAGCACACCGUCAAGAGCACACCGUCAAGAGCACACCGUCAAGAGCACCCCGUCAAGAGCACCCCGUCAAGAGCACCCCGUCAAGAGCACCCCGUCAAGAGCACCCCGUCAAGAGCACACCGUCAAGAGCACACCGUCAAGAGCACACCGUCAAGAGCACACCGUCAAGAGCACACCGUCAAGAGCACACCGUCAAGAGCACACCGUCAAGAGCACACCGUCAAGAGCACACCGUCAAGAGCACACCGUCAAGAGCACACCGUCAAGAGCACACCGUCAAGAGCACACCGUCAAGAGCACACCGUCAAGAGCACCCCGUCAAGAGCACCCCGUCAAGAGCACCCCGUCAAGAGCACCCCGUCAAGAGCACCCCGUCAAGAGCACACCGUCAAGAGCACACCGUCAAGAGCACACCGUCAAGAGCACACCGUCAAGAGCACACCGUCAAGAGCACACCGUCAAGAGCACACCGUUUUGCGGCUUGCCAUCUUGA
Closterium sp. Yama58-4 is the source of this 1968-nucleotide messenger RNA. The record is from the annotation of a GenBank genome assembly. Lineage: Eukaryota; Viridiplantae; Streptophyta; Zygnematophyceae; Desmidiales; Closteriaceae.